GAAGUGGGGCGACAGCCAAUCCGGGUCCUUGGUCCUCCCUCCACGCGCGUCAUAUCCAUGUCAGUUUGAGAAAAGCCGAACGCACGCGACAAGCAAAAACUACCGCUUUGCUUUUCACGGUUAGGACAGGACUGAAGGGUCUCCACUCAGGGAUGGCUCCACGGAUAGAUGAUGUCAUGCGUCUGUGCUGUGAAUUAUCAGCUCACGAUCAGAUCAAGGUGGCCGUGAAGAACUCCACCAAAGGAGCCGUAGUAGCAGGAGGAACUGCCUUCGUAGGCGGGCUGCUCGGUGGACCUCCUGGUAUUGCUGUUGGGGGAGCAGUAGGCGGUCUGCUGGGCAGCUGGCUGACCAGCGGCCAGUUCCGGCCUCUGCCUCAGAUCCUGAUGGAGAUGCCCCCCGCCGAGCAACAGAAGCUCUACAACCACAUCCAGACCGUCCUAGGGAACCUGAACUGGAUGGACGCGGCCCAGCUCAUCGCCCUGGUGAUGGGCAACGCCACUCUGCAGCAGCAGGUCACUGCCGCACUGGUCAACUACAUCACACAGGAACUCAAAGCAGAGGUGCGCUAUCAAGACUGAGUGCUAGUUCCACACAGACUUUUUUUUUAGGGUGGUCAGACCUGCUAAACACAAGCGGAGUCCUCUGCAACAGGUUUUUGUACUUCACUGGACAAACUGAAUCAUGGGUGUUUCACUUUCUCAACUGGGGCAAAUGGAGAAGUUAGCCUUUGCUAUUUUCAGAGUGUCUAACAACAGAGGUGGAAGGUAACCAAGUUCAUGUUCUCAGGUACUAAGUACAAAUUUUAAGGUACUGUCAUACUACAUAUUAUACUACUUUAUAUUUACCACUGCUACUCCUCGAUAUUUAUUUGGCAGAUUCACAUUAUAAAUACUAAAUUGAAAUCCUCUAAUAAAUUAUGAACUAUUAUUAUACAGUGGCUUGAAUAGGUUUACACACCCAUGCUAAGGUUGAUUUAAAAAGAGGAAUAAAAAACAUCUUUUGGAAAUUGAUCUUAAUGCCUUAAUGAAAAAAAUUAGGAAAAUCCAACCUUUUAAGAAUUUUCUUUGUGAAUGAAUAAAUGUUCUUCCUUAAAAUACAGGGGCUAGAAGGGUAUGUGACGAUGUGGGGUUAGUUUAAUUCCAAAGGCUAAGGAAACUUUAUCAGGAUGCAUAGUAUCCUGGAUCCAUGAAAUAACUGGCCUUUAAUAAUAAAAAUCUGCCUGUCUCUAUGGGAAUUUAACAUAGGGGGGUGUAUAUUUAUGCCCCCUGGAUUUUAAGGAAGAACAUUUAUUUUUUUACAAUACAUUAUUCAUUCACCCAAAAAAUUGGUGUCCUUUAAAAGGUUGGAUUUUCCAAAUUUCUUUUGAAUUAAGGCAUUAACAUCAAUUUCCAAAAUCCACUACCUUUUUAAUCCACUUUUGCCUGGGUGUGUAGUAGGUGUAGCAAUAUAUCUAUUAGCUGAAGUUAGCUUCACCUUCAUUUGCUGUAAUAUUAGAGACGCUCACACAUUAAUGAACCGCUAAUUAAAAUCCAGUGAUAUUAUAAAUAUUGUUCUGACCAUUCUGCCUGAUGAGUGCUUUAACUAUUGGUAUUUUGGUAGUUUAUUUUAAUGUCAAUAGGAAGUAAAAGAUCUGAGUACCUAAUCCACCACCACGUCUGCCUUACAUGAAAGAAAUCAUAGUCACCAUAGAAAGAUAUCUGUGUCACUCAAUUAUGAAUAAAUAGUGACAUUAGCACAAAUUAUGUUUUGUACAACAGACGCCAAAUUUCCUCUCUGCUUUUU
Messenger RNA from Etheostoma spectabile (orangethroat darter), 1782 nucleotides. Its product is annotated as protein C19orf12 homolog. NCBI's taxonomy places the organism in Eukaryota, Metazoa, Chordata, Actinopteri, Perciformes, Percidae. The record is from RefSeq and is a predicted model, not a curated record.